CCUCGCUCGGACUGGAUCGGGUCCCGCAGGUUGCAUCCAGCCGGCAGGGUUCUGUGCCCGAAGCACCGCCGGGCGCCAGGUGGCGCUAUGACAAUGCCGGCUGCCCCUGAGCGGCCCUGCACACCAGCCCUGCUCGAAUCUUCCCGUCCCUCCGCCUUCACAACUGCGCACGCGUAGUUUCUGUAAUCUCACUAGCGGGAGACUCGUCCCCUCUCAGUGCGCAUGCGUGCAGCUACGGCUCACGGACUAACUGCGCGUCGGCUCGGAGUUUUGACACAUUCCCCGCGCUCUUGCCCGAACGGCGCCUGCGCAGAAUCUCAACCGCCCGUAGCGCGGAGAGACUAGUGGUGCCUCUGCUACGCCGCCAUCGUCUGUUUUCUUCCGCAGCCCGCUCGCCUUCGCUGCCAAGAUGCCGCGGAUUAUGAUCAAAGGGGGCGUGUGGCGAAACACCGAGGAUGAAAUUCUUAAAGCAGCUGUGAUGAAAUAUGGCAAAAACCAGUGGUCUCGUAUUGCUUCCUUGUUGCACAGAAAAUCAGCAAAACAAUGCAAAGCCAGAUGGUACGAGUGGUUGGACCCAAGUAUCAAAAAGACAGAAUGGUCACGGGAAGAAGAGGAGAAACUAUUACACUUGGCCAAGCUAAUGCCAACCCAGUGGAGGACCAUUGCUCCAAUCAUUGGAAGAACAGCUGCGCAGUGCUUGGAACACUAUGAAUUUCUUUUGGAUAAAGCUGCUCAGAGAGACAAUGAGGAAGAAACGGCAGAUGAUCCUCGAAAACUGAAACCAGGAGAAAUUGAUCCAAAUCCAGAAACCAAACCGGCCCGUCCAGAUCCUAUUGAUAUGGAUGAAGAUGAACUUGAAAUGCUAUCUGAAGCUAGAGCGCGUCUGGCUAAUACUCAGGGAAAGAAGGCCAAGAGAAAAGCAAGAGAGAAGCAGCUGGAAGAAGCGAGACGUCUUGCUGCUCUCCAGAAGAGGAGGGAACUUAGAGCUGCGGGGAUAGAGAUCCAGAAGAAAAGGAAAAAGAAGAGAGGAGUAGAUUACAAUGCAGAAAUCCCAUUUGAAAAGAAGCCUGCUCCUGGCUUUUAUGAUACAUUGGAGGAAAACUACCAGGCACUGGAUGCGGACUUCAGGAAGCUACGUCAGCAAGACCUGGAUGGAGAAUUAAGAUCGGAGAAGGAAGGAAGAGAGCGCAAAAAAGACAAACAGCAUAUGAAACGGAAGAAAGAAUCUGACUUGCCUUCAGCUAUUCUUCAGACCAGUGGGGUGUCAGAAUUUACUAAAAAAAGAAGCAAACUAGUGCUUCCAGCACCUCAGAUUUCAGAUACAGAACUCGAGGAAGUAGUGAAAGUAGGCCAGGCGAGCGAGAUUGCACGUCAGACAGCUGAAGAAUCUGGAAUUACGAACUCUGCUUCCAGCACCCUUUUGUCUGAAUACAAUGUCACCAACAACAGCAUCGCCCUUAGAACGCCCAAAACUCCAGCGGCACAGGACAGGAUCCUGCAGGAAGCCCAGAACUUGAUGGCUCUGACGAACGUAGACACCCCCCUGAAAGGUGGUCUUAAUACCCCCCUCCAUGAGAGUGACUUCUCUGGAGUGACACCCCAGAGACAAGUUGUUCAGACUCCAAAUACAGUGCUUUCCACACCCUUCAGGACUCCAUCUCAUGGAGCAGAAGGUUUGACCCCUCGUGGUGGAAUAACUCCUAAACCAGUGGUUGGAGCAACUCCAGGUAGGACUCCCCUGCGAGAUAAAUUGAACAUCAAUCCAGAAGAGGGAAUGGCAGAUUACAAUGAUCCUUCUUAUGCAAAACAACUGGAAAGAGAGUCUCGUGAGCAUCUGCGUCUAGGGCUUAUGGGCCUUCCUGCCCCAAAGAAUGACUUUGAGAUUGUUUUACCGGAAAAUGCGGAGAAGGAACUUGAGGAACAUGAAACAGAUGAUACCUAUAUAGAAGAUGCUGCUGAUGUGGAUGCUCGCAAACAGGCUAUUCGAGAUGCAGAGCGUGUAAAGGAGCUAAAGCGGAUGCACAAAGCUGUUCAGAAGGAUCUUCCAAGGCCCGCAGAAGUAAAUGAAACGAUUCUGAGACCCUUGAAUGUAGAGCCUCCUCUAACAGACUUGCAGAAAAGUGAAGAGCUGAUAAAGAAAGAGAUGAUCACCAUGCUUCAUUUUGAUCUUCUGCAUCACCCAUAUGGAGAGCAGCCUGGGGGUAAAAAGGGGAAAGGCCCAGGAUUUGGAACAAACAGUGCGGAGCAUAUUACAUACCUCGAACAAAGUUCUUAUGAGAAGCACUCCAAAGAGGACCUCAAGAAGGCCCAGGAUCUACUGGCACAAGAGAUGGAAGUGGUAAAGCAAGGAAUGGGGCAUGGAGAGCUUUCAAGUGAGGCUUAUAACCAGGUGUGGGAAGAAUGUUAUAGCCAGGUGUUAUACCUACCAGGACAGAACCGCUACACACGAGCUAACUUGGCCAGCAAAAAAGACAGAAUAGAAUCACUUGAAAAAAGGCUUGAGAUAAACAGAGGUCACAUGACAACAGAAGCUAAGAGGGCUGCCAAGAUGGAAAAGAAGAUGAAGAUUUUGCUUGGUGGUUACCAGUCUCGGGCAAUGGGACUCAUGAAACAGUUAAAUGAUUUGUGGGACCAGAUUGAACAGGCUUACCUGGAGUUACGUACUUUUGAGGAGUUAAAGAAACACGAAGACGCUGCUAUUCCCAGGAGACUGGAGUGUCUAAAAGAAGACGUGCAGCGGCAGCAAGAGCGAGAGAAGGAGCUCCAGCAGAGAUUUGCAGACUUUAUGCUGGAUAAGGAGACUUUUCAAUCAAAAUAUUGAAGCACAAAAUUACUUGGUUGUUCGAUGUAACAUUUUUCAAAUGCACGGAUACUUCUCCUGCAUCUUGCCAUCCAUAUCUCAGAAAUCAAGCGUAGGUAAAUUUGCAACUCUUUGCAUCUUGUGUUUUUUGUAAAUGGACUGUCAUUGUACCAAAUGUUCUAGGUGUGAACGGCUUGGUUCAAUAUUCGAGAUUUGGAUUUAAACGUCCAGGGCUUUGAUAUUAAAAGAAGAAAUCACACUGGGAUUUUUUUUAGCCAUGUUGUUGUUUGCUAGGGUUAUUGCUGAUUCAUGCUCCUAGUGUCUUACCAUUCUUAAAAUCUACCAAACAUAUACCUGCAGUAUAUGUGCUUGUGAAUAAUGUCUCUUGAAUAAACCUGGAAUGU
Messenger RNA from Terrapene triunguis (Three-toed box turtle), 3204 nucleotides. It is a transcript of the gene CDC5L, whose product is annotated as cell division cycle 5 like. Gene Ontology annotation, biological process: regulation of transcription by RNA polymerase II; mRNA splicing, via spliceosome. Gene Ontology annotation, molecular function: RNA polymerase II transcription regulatory region sequence-specific DNA binding; DNA-binding transcription factor activity, RNA polymerase II-specific. The record is from RefSeq and is a predicted model, not a curated record. The transcript has 16 exons. Bases 410 to 2821 code for a protein of 803 amino acids. Lineage: Eukaryota; Metazoa; Chordata; Testudines; Emydidae. Gene Ontology annotation, cellular component: Prp19 complex; spliceosomal complex.